CAAAGAAAAAACAUGACGGACAAAGCAGCUCGUGGUGUUGGUGUGGGAGUCGGCGUGUUUGUUACCUCUCCUGAUCAUCCUGAUUGUAUUAUACUAGGCCAGAGGAAAGGAUCACACGGAAGUGGGCUGUAUGCCUUGCCUGGUGGGCAUUUGGAGUUUAGGUAUGACGCAAAAGUAAAAAUAAAACAAACAACAAUUAACUAAAGCUUUUUGAAAAAUAUAUAUUUAUUAAGACACAUACUGGCCGGCCCCUCCAGGUCACUGGCUGCUUUUUAAAACAAAAUUUUUACCAUCUAUUGACAUUUUAUUACUUGGUGCUUUUUUGUUAUUGUUUUUGUUGUAGUUGUAAAUUAUUCGGAUUAUCUUAGAUCGGUCCAAGUCGCAGACAAAUCUAUCCAGUAUAUCAGAAGCAUAUAACCCCGAAAUUGAAGCAUCAACCAGCCUGCGAAACACGCACCUCGUUGCCAGGAAUGUUUCACCAUGAGGAAUGUCUGGACGUCAUACCCAGCAACAGAAAUUCCAUACUGAUGACAUAUAUCAAUGUUUACAUAAUAAAUCCAGUAAAAUCAUGUAGUCUGCUACACAGCCGUUUUUAGUGUCAUCACACAACACUCCUGGGAGGAGCAUCAUGUGACGACACUAAAAACGGCUGUGUAGCAGACUAGUAGUCAUGGGGUUUGUUCUAUUUUAUGUUUCUCCUGGGCAAUUAUAACCUGAGAUCAGCUCUAUUUUCAUUUCGCUUUGAAAAGUACAUUCCGGCGGGCAAGGCGAAAUGACAAUUUUUAGUGGUAGCCGUUAGGGAGAGUGUAUGAGAUCCGCUAAAAUUGGGCCUAAUCUCAGGUUAGGGCAAUAAUAUUAUGGUAAAGUUUUGUGUUCUUCUGUGAAUGAGUUCCAGCAAAAACUAAAAUGCUUCUUUUAAAGAGGGAAUAUAUAUUCCACAAAUAUUAACAGUUUUUAGUGGAUUCGUUGGGUUUACAUUAACAACAGCUCAUGAAGGGAAAGUUGGGUGCCUGAGAUGUCCAGGAGCUCUAUGGAUGGUAAAUCCUGGCAACCCAGCCAUUAGCCCCCAUGCACAAGGGAAGAAAACAGGCACCCAUCACACUGAGAAAGUCAGUGGAAAUAGGGAAGAGAGGUAGGAGGGAAACGCUGUAAAUUGAGUCACCAUGAUUCUGACACAACAAGGCUGAGUAAAUGCUGACUAAAAACUGCCCAAACUUGCUAAAAACACUAGAAUGCUAAAAAAAUUACAAGUGAGAAGAAAAAUGCUCUGGAAACUGCUAAAAACUGGCCAAACAUGCCAGAAUGCAAAGAAAUGCAUUAGAACAUGCUACAAUGCACACAACCACAAGAGCACAUGGGAUACUGUGGCAAGCACAUCUCACAACACUGCUGGCCAGCAAGAUAAGACUAGCACUCCUUGCUGUUACCGCCGUUAAAUUGCAUUUAACUGCAUACCUUUGUCACCUUUUGUCUUUUGUUCGUCGUUUGUAAACAAUAGCUAAAACAAAAUAACGACUAUGUCAACCAGUCACAGCUCGUGACCAGAUUCCAGACAGAUUUACCGUCAUCAGUAUGGAAUUUUGGUUGCUGAGGAGCAGACAUCUCUCCUGGCUAAACACCCCUGGAGGCGAAGAGUGCGAAGAGAUGGCCUUUUUUGCAAAAGCUGUUCAAAUGCCCCAUCCUAGGUCCACUUUACCCCACCCCCAGGAAAAUCCUGUGAGCCUUGUUACAAGGUGUUAUAAGGUAAGGUGCCUGGCUUGCACAUAUAUCAAGUACUUUCAUAUGCACAUGGAUGAAAGAAGGACAUCAGAAACACCUUUGGUUGCUGAACACAAAGAAAGCAAAUGAUGGGCAUCAAUACAUUAUUAAAUCACUAAAACUGUUCCUUUUCAUCUGUUGGGAAUGAGCUUAUUCUUUUGUUUUAUUUUGUUUUUAACAGCGAAGAGUGGCAUGAAUGUGCCAUAAGAGAAACAUUAGAAGAAACUGGACUGAAAAUCAAGAACGUUUCCUUUGCAACUGCCGUUAAUGCAAUUGUUGUGGAGCAAGAUUACCACUAUAUCACAAUAUUUAUGAAAGGCGAGAUUGAUAUGAGCCAUGCUAGAGAACCAGAAAACCUGGAACCAGAUAAGUGUGAAGGUAAUAAUAAGGUUAAGAUUUAGAUUCAUAACACGUUAACAAACUACAGAGCUUGGCUACAAUUAAAGUUCUGCCUGAAGAGACAUAGGUUACGGCUAAAGAGAUUUUUAUGUACAACAGUUAGAUCAUUAAAACUGUGGCCUAAGGUUUUUGAUUGCAGGGCUGUCCUCUAGCAGAGCCCGCUGGCCCCUAGCGCCCAACUUUUGCCCUCGGGCAAGUAAAAAAUUUAGUUUUUGAUACAAAUCAUAUGCUGGGAACCAUGGAUUUUACAGGUUCAGAGCACUGGGCUCCUUUGUAGUAUACAACAAGAAUCUAGUCUUGACUUCAAAAACCUAUUUAUGAAGCAGAAGUAGGUCAUUAUUUUUUACAGGUUAUUAUUUAUAGUCAAUCUAUUUAGCCUUGAUUACAAGUUUGAAGUCAAAUAAUAAUUUAUUAGAAUACAACGUGUCCUUUGACCCUUUAGUCCCAAGAGUAACAAACAUAAAUUUUCUCCUGACCAUAUCAGUACAUAAUCAAUAGAAAAGGUUAUAAGAAGCAACAUUUCCUGAAAAUUAUAUUACUAAUUUAAUAGGUUGGGAAUGGUAUGACUGGAAUUCAGAGACCUUUCCAAGCCAAUUGUUUGAACCUCUCAGGGUUGCAAGAUUACAGGGAUACCAGCCUUUUGAAAGCACAGGACAUGGACACCACAAUUCUAAAUUGUUCAGUGUGUUUUAGCUGAACAUUGUCAACAUCUUUGUAAAAGAAAGUGAUUGUACCAGAUAUUUUACAGAUAAUCAACAAUAAUCAUAGGGCAGUAUAACUUAAAACAUUUAUUUACUUGUGGAUUUGUCGGGAAGGAUUACCAUUUUGAAGGCCAUCAAUUAAAUUUUCUUUUCACACUCCAUUCACAGUUUCAUAGUCUGCACUUGGCUUUCACAACUUAUGGGAAAGUCCAGCCAUAAAUAAAUAAUGGUAAUAGGACUGAGUGGAGUCCAAUUCAUUCUAGCAU
Porites evermanni is the source of this 3124-nucleotide messenger RNA. NCBI's taxonomy places the organism in Eukaryota, Metazoa, Cnidaria, Anthozoa, Scleractinia, Poritidae. The record is from the annotation of a GenBank genome assembly.